Molecule: messenger RNA, 1255 nt
Organism: Amphiprion ocellaris (clown anemonefish)
Lineage: Eukaryota; Metazoa; Chordata; Actinopteri; Pomacentridae
Exons: 5
Coding region: 1-960 (319 amino acids)
Biological process (GO): response to bacterium
Source: RefSeq, a predicted model, not a curated record
AUGGCCCAUGAGACAACUUUGAAACAAUCACCACUUCACUUCAAAUCCACAAAUGUUGGCGACAGUGUGACUUUGGAAUGCUUCUGUCAAGAUGAGGCAUUGAUGAUGUUUUACUGGUAUAAGCAAACUCUGGGAAUGUACCCAAAGCUGGUGUCCACAUUCUACAAGCAUAGCGCUAGAGCUACCUUUCAAGAUGAAUUCAAUAACCCUCAACGUUUCUCACUGGAUGCUACAAAUGAUAAAAAUCACUUGACGAUAUCAGAUUUGAGAAUUUCAGACUCAGGUUCUUACUACUGUGUAAUCAGCAAUUUCUAUACCUUUACAUUUUAUGAAGGCACUUUUCUUAGUGUAAAGGGUUCAGGUUUGAACAUCAAAGCUUUGGUCCAUCAGUCUAAUACCAUCCAACCCGGACAAUCUGUGAACUGUACAGUACAUACUGGAACCUGUGAUGGAGAACACAGUGUUUACUGGUUCAAGAACUCUGAAGAUUCUCAUCCAGGACUCAUUUACAGCCAAGGAGGAAGGAGUGAUCAGUGUACAAAGAAAGACAACAGACAAACACAAACCUGUGUCUACAGCCUGCCAAUAAAUAGCCUGAAUCUGUCUCAUACUGGGACCUACUACUGUGCUGUAGCCUCAUGUGGACGCAUUCUGUUUGGAAGCGGGACCAAGCUGGACACUGAGACAGGUGAAGUGAGCAUUUCUGUCUUAGUGUACUUGUUGGGUGGAGCUUUGGCAUUCACCACUAUCCUGAUUGUUUUACUGGCUGUCUCAGUCUACAAAAUGAGCAAAAGACCUUGCCAGUGCACAGACUCCAAUGUAACGUCUUCUGCAAGAAUUCCAGUGUCCCACCAUGAAGAGGAAGAAAACCUUCAUUAUGCUGUUGUAAGGAACCACAAGACCAUCAGAUCAAGAGGAAAUACAGACAGUGAAUGUGUGUACUCCAGUGUGAGGCAGUAGAGUUGGACUACGACAAGAUCUCCUUAUAUGUUUGAUAUCUUUAACAUGCACAUUUGUUAAGACGUCAUAUUAAAGCUUCCCUUGCAAUAAAGCUCUUCCACUGAGAAAAUUCCUGUUUUCUUUAAAGUGACUAAUGCCUUUUCUGCACAACAUUUACUCUCAGUAAGCCAGUACAGCCCAAUACUGUGCCUCAUACACUGAUUCCUUCUGUCUGUGUCAAAACACUGCACCUGAGGUUAUCAAACAAACCUGCAGCACUGACACUGCAUGUACAACGUGAACAUGAAUAAAACCA